Naegleria fowleri is the source of this 1152-nucleotide messenger RNA. RefSeq lists its product as uncharacterized. The transcript has a single exon. Lineage: Eukaryota; Heterolobosea; Eutetramitea; Acrasida; Naegleriidae. The coding region runs from base 1 to 1152 and encodes 383 amino acids. The record is from RefSeq and is a predicted model, not a curated record.
AUGUCACUCUCCAACUACAGCAAACAAUCAAUCCUUUCCGAACAUUCAUGUCCAUCACCACCACAACCACAACAACACUUUUCUCAUCGUAUGAUCGCGUGGCUUCAAUUAAUUACAAGUCAAUACAAAUGCAUGUCACAUUUAAAUUUAUUCAGAAAUCAAACGAUUUCAACAAAUUCAACUCUCGCGAUUUCCUCUCAAAAAAUUUGUGAAAUUUAUCAUUCUCAAGAUGAAUUCUUUAUGAAUAAUGGAUUAUUGUUUAUUGGAAUUAUGAAUCAUUAUUUUCCCAAGCAUGUGAAAAAUCCCGAUUUGGCAAGUGUGAAUUUUCAAAAAGAAAUGGAAGUUGUAUGGACAUUGGCACAUACGCAUCUUGAAAUACCAUGUCAUUAUUCUUUGGAAGAAUAUAAAUUGCAUUCCUCUCAUGGAAAUUGUUUGAAUUUUUCCAAAUUAGGAAAACAUUUAGAGGAAUAUUAUUUCUUUUUAAAUAAUGAUCAUAAUGAUGGCAUUGAAAGGAAUACAGAGGAAAUUCAUAUGAAUUCAAAACAAAAUGAAAAGAACAAACAAUUUUCCAACUCGAAAAAGCAUCAACUUGAAGUUUUAAAAAAUCGCAAUGGUGUCAUUUCAUCCGCAAGUUCCUUAGUGACAGCACUUGGCCAUCAUCAAUCCACUGCUUGCACCACAAACUCUGUUCUCACGAAACAACACUCACCCACCAAUUCAUUUGAAAUGAAACAUGUUUCCGGACAUGAGCCAAUUCAUGAAACACUCACAUCCAAAAUUGAGGAUACCAUUGUUUUGGAAUUUAAUACUCAUCGAGUGGCCUGUUCGAGUCAAACAAAGAAAAUGCAGACAACAGAAACGAUGGGAAAUAUUGAAAAUGUCAACGAUUCAAAUAGGAUGAUGCUGACCAAUGCAAAAACAAAGAAACCUCUUCCAACGCUUCCUGUCACAUCGUCAUUGCAUCAUGGAAAUCAUGUUGAGAAAUCGUCGAUCGGUACGAUGAACACUAACAUCAAUCCUCAACUUGAGAAAGAAAUUACACAACUCGUGAUUGAAGAUCAUGAAGAAAAGACACAACCAAUCUUCUUUUCAAAAACUGCAUACGUGGACAAGGAAGACUCUGAAGAAUAUUAUCAAAAAUUCAGGUAUUGA